Wasmannia auropunctata (little fire ant) is the source of this 364-nucleotide messenger RNA. RefSeq names its product probable cytochrome P450 4ac1. Gene Ontology annotation, molecular function: monooxygenase activity; oxidoreductase activity, acting on paired donors, with incorporation or reduction of molecular oxygen; heme binding. The record is from RefSeq and is a predicted model, not a curated record. Lineage: Eukaryota; Metazoa; Arthropoda; Insecta; Hymenoptera; Formicidae. Bases 81 to 353 code for a protein of 90 amino acids. The transcript is spliced from 2 exons.
AGGUUGUGAUACCUAAAGCUACAGAAAUCGUUAUUGCAAUUAUAAAAAUACACCGAGACGAAAAAUUUUGGCCAAACCCAAUGGUGUUUGACCCUGAUAGAUUUCUCCCAGAAAGAAUAAAGGAUUGUCACGCAAAGGAUUGUUAUCUCCCGUUUAGUGAUGGACCGAGAAAUUGUAUAGGUAUGAAAUAUGGAUUGAUGUGUAUGAAAGUUAUACUAGCAACAUUGAUACGAACAUUCAUCUUUAAAGUUAAUAAAAGUAUUGAAUUAGAUAAAAUAAAAUUGACACUUGGCAUGGUAUUAUCUACUUAUGAGCCUUUAAAAGUCAAAAUUGAAAAACGAAUUUUGCAAUAAAAUAUAGUAUA